UGAGCUCAAGCAGGGAUGAGGUUCAUCAAACUGAUCAAUUCACUGCGUCAGCCCAGGGCUUCAACAGAGAUGGGAACAUCAAGGAUCCAACACCUAAAUUAUUCGGAUAAAGUCGUCAAGCUGUGGUUGGGAAUCUAUGUUGUCUGUGGUUGGAUGGACAAGGCAAAAGAAUUCAAAUGGAAGUUCUUCCUUCUCUUCAUUGCUACCUUCAUCUUCAUCCUGUGUGUCACUGUGAGGACACCCAGGACGUACAGGGCCAUCCCGAAGCCACAUGGGCCUCCGAAAACUUGCCCCUUGCAGAUCUCUGAGCGGACCAUCACCCCCCUCAACAAUACUAAGCACUUACUGGUGUCAGCCUACAUGGACCAGAGAGAGAAAGGCUUGGAUAUACGCAUCAUUGGCAUAUUUAAGAGAGACUCCAUCCAACCCCUUUACUGUCUUUUCUGCUGCGCAGGCCACUUAUCAAGUAAAACAACUCCAACAACAAUUAUACAGCACUCAGACAACUUUGGUUUUCCCUUCGUCACUACAGAUGUCAUGUGUCAGAUUCCUCCAAACUGCAUCGCGACCCAUGUCGGUCUCCUGACUCAGCCAGACAGUGUGAAGGUAUUCAACCAGACUUGGCUACCUAUUAGAAACCAGAAGACCAAUGAGAAGGAGGAGAACAAGUUGCAGUUUAACUUCACUGUCUGCAUCUCCAACCUGUUUGGAGACUACAACAAUGUGCUUCAGUUUGCACAGACCCUGGAGAUGUACAGGUUGCUGGGUGUGGACAGAGUGGUGAUCUAUAACACCAGCUGCGGCCCAGACCUCGACCGCCUGCUGCAGAGCUACAGCCAGGAGGGCUUCGUGGAGAUGGUUCCUUGGCCCAUCGACCACCAUCUGAAUCCAUCUCGAGGCUGGCUCUUCUCACAGAGCGGAGGUGACGUGCACUACUUUGGCCAGCUGACCACGCUUAAUGAGUGCAUUUACAGAUCCAUGGACCGCUCACGCUACGUCCUGUUGAACGACAUCGAUGAGAUUAUAAUGCCAUACCAACACAACAACCUGAUGUCUCUGAUGGGCAUGCUCCAACAGCAGCAUCCAAAUACAGGAGUGUACCUCAUUGAGAACCAUAUCUUCCCCAAGAAACAUUUUGAGCCAAGUGGAAGGUUUCACCUGCCUCAGUGGAACGGGGUGCCAGGCAUUAAUAUUCUGGAGCACAUCUACAGGGAGGAGCCCAACAGAAACAUAUAUCACCCCCACAAGAUGAUAGUUCAGCCAAGAUCGGUGGGGUGGACGUCAGUGCAUGAAGUGGUCAAGUAUUCUGGAGAACGGUUCAAGGUUCCACUGGAUGUCUGUCGGAUCAUACAUGUCCGCGUGGCUUUGCAGGGGUCGCUAACGGUGGAGCAGCUCCACGAGGACAAACGACUGUGGGACUUCCAAGAAAAACUCAUUCCCAAUGUGGACAAAGUACUGAGGAGAGUGGCGCUGCUGAGCUCAGAGGGGCACAGCUGAUGGAUGGGAUGGACGAUGGACACACAUGCUUAACAGGUUGAAUGUGAGCCUCUCCAGCUGGGAUAUUUCAUAACAUCCUGGUUAAAUCUGAGUGUCACUGCCAUUGUUUUCUGAAAUGUUGCCUUAUUUUGCACUAAAGGGCCACCACACUCCCCGCCCUCAGCAACAACUGCCAUAAUGCAGGUGCUGACGCUAAGAACUACACCAAAUUAAAUGCUGCUCAGUUGGUAAUAUUUUAAGAAUGCUCAUCCUAAAGAACUGUAAGAUGUACUCUGUGCUGAGAGUGACUGACCAGGCGUAACCACCCUCCACCUGCAUCUUAUCACUGCUUCCUGUACAGCAAACACAACAUUUAACCUCUUCUACAGUGCAUGC
Molecule: messenger RNA, 1872 nt
Organism: Sander lucioperca (pikeperch)
Lineage: Eukaryota; Metazoa; Chordata; Actinopteri; Perciformes; Percidae
Exons: 6
Coding region: 16-1497 (493 amino acids)
Source: RefSeq, a predicted model, not a curated record